Molecule: messenger RNA, 3607 nt
Organism: Hylaeus volcanicus
Lineage: Eukaryota; Metazoa; Arthropoda; Insecta; Hymenoptera; Colletidae
Exons: 5
Coding region: 598-1665 (355 amino acids)
Source: RefSeq, a predicted model, not a curated record
ACCCAAAGCCGAAUUAUCGAGGACGAUCCAAGGAUCGACUCGAGCUUCCUUAUCAUUGAGUCACCGUUUUCGACGGGAUCGCGGUGCCAGUGGUUGUGUAUACAGCCCGAGGCGAGAAAUCCUCGUGGUAGGGACCUGGGACCAGUUGUUCUAAUCUCUUACGACUGGCAAAUCGCGAGUCGAACCGCGUUAGUAUUACGCUCGAUGUCAGCGUGGACGCUCGACGUCUCCAAGUCUCCUCUUCCUUGUGCUCUCCCUUGUUUCCCAUCGUAUUCUUCCUCGCGGUCCACUUCUUCAACGAUCGCGGAUCCAUCGAUCUCAUCCCCGUCUGGAGCUUCGUUGUUUCGUAGUCGAACGGUUCGUGCCACGCGAAGGGACGAUUAUCGUGGAGCGAACGGAAUCGUCUCCGUUUUAAGACUCGUUUUCCUGGUUUUCCGUAGUCGCGACAAUUUAAAAGUCACGCUCCGAGCAUGAGGACGGGAAUCAACGUCCCCGGGCAGUGAAUCAGCGGUGUCUGCCGGUGGAAAUCGUCGACGAGGAUUGGCUUCUUUCUGGGAUCCAACAGCAAUUAAGACACGAGGGAGCCCUCCGCGGACAAUGGGAACAAUGAGGAACAAUUUCGCCGAGGCCUUUGUGCUCCUGCUGGUCCUGAUGCUCCCGACGAGUCAAUCUUUCCCGCACGGCAAAGAGAGUUCCUCGAGGAGAAACAGUUUAACCAACACUUUAACGUCGAAGGUUCGGUCGGCGCACUCGUCGAUCUCCGGCACGACCUACGAGUGCCUCUUCGUGGACGAGAAGCUGCCCACGUGCGAUGUUAAAUGGAUGCUGAAUUCGAAGGAGGACACCGCAAAUUCGACGAGCGGUCGAGAAAGGAGGGAUUUGGACGCGAGGCUUGAUAAAGUUACCGAGUCACGACCGAGAUCUAAUUUCGACCCUUCCAAGGUGACGCGCGUCAUAGUUUACACCUUCGAGGGUUGCUUGCCGCCGAUAAGACGCGAUAGGUUGUACGUCUUGAUGCCACCCUGCGACGGAAUUUCCCUGGACAAGAUCGUGGGCGUGGAGAGAUUUUAUCCCUUCGCGAUGAAGGGCGCGAGGAAACCACCCCCGGUGCUCCCGGAAGUGACUCGUGACCAGUGGUUGCGCAUGAUGGUACGACUUCGAAAUCACGUAUCGUCGAAGGCACGCAAUUUUUUCUUCCAGAAGCAUCAUGGCGUCCCCGUUUCGAAGGAAGCAACCACCACCGAAUCUUCCUACGAGCUCGCGAAAGCCACUCAGCCUAAUGUUGGACCACAGACAGUUGAGAAAACAGAGCCAACCAUGGACAUCGAUCACGAACGAUCCUCGCCGUCUUUCAGCGACGUGGUCGUCGACGAUCAGGGAAAUAAAGCGGAAUCGCCACCGAAGAAGAAGUCCUUGAACCACUUCAGGCGAAAAAUUCCCAACAAAUACGUUCACCAGCGAGAAACGAUCGUCCUGGAUGGAGGAAAAUCAAGUUUAAGGGACAAAAAGGAGGAUCUUGUAGAGAUUCCUUCGGCUCCGUUCGCAAUCGAAGCGUCGAAGGCGUCCACCGCUACGAAUCCCAGCGUUUACAAGAAGAUGGCCGUUGACGAACCCUCGGACGACUUCGCGAGCGCUGGCGAUUCCGAGCGAUUCUCGAUGCUGUAAUUUAUUAACGCUGCAUGGAACCAUUCCUCGUCCUCGACAGGCAAAACCUUGCCCGAUAUCGUGGCCAAAAUUAUUAUCCGAAUCCUUACUCGAAUACUCGAAGACUUCAGUGAUUAUUCGACGAGUUGGACACUCGAGUAUUCGAAAGUAUUCAUCCCUUGUGCUCGAGGGGUCAAGUAUCAUAUUCGAACAGUGCGUGACUAUAAAUCAAGUGUUUUCAGUUUUCUCGAUCUUUUUAAUAGAACACUGGUAGUUUGGCAAAGGAAAUCUUAACGCGUUAAUUCUUUAACUGCAAGCAGUCAAAAACGAUGUAUUCGUAUACGUUUAUAUAUACUUGUAGAUUAAAGGAAAAGCGAUUUAAUUUACUUGCUAGUUGUAGGUAUAAACUGUGUGGUAGUGGUAGUGGAAUUCAUCGAAGAUGAUUCACGACAAAUUUUGUACGUUCACAGAAAAUGCACGAAGAAAUACUUUGCAAAAUAAAAUAUAACGUGGAUGUUUCUGCAAAUUCAUAUUUUCGUAGGUAUAGUAAAAUAAUCGAGGCAUAAAUGAAACCAUGUCUUGUUGAUGUUUUGUAGAAAUACACAUUCGGUAUAAAUGCAUAAAUAUUCACAGGCCAAUAAUAAUUAAUAUUCGAAGAAAUAUUCAAAGACUUUUCGAGUAUCUUAAUUAUCUCAAUCUAAUCGAAUAUAGUCCCAACUCUUGUUUCAGCCAUCAUAGAAAAUUCUUUCGAUACCGAGGACUAUUCCCAAAGAACACCCUUAAAUUACAGAAGCUUCCGGUAGGAGAUCGCUCCGAUCGAUGGAUCGUUCCGAUAACGUAGAUUCGUGUGAAAACGCGCGGAAAGUACGUUCGUUUCGUGUCUCUUUACGCAUAACGCCGACGCUUGGAACACAUGGCGCUCGGCCACGUGAUUAAAAAUUCAGCUACGCCGUUGGCCCCGACGCUUUGCUAGACCAGGAGUUUCGCGGUCCAACGGCGAAACUAAUAUAACUUUUAAAUUACUUGCCGGACACGCAUAGUUGGAAUUCCGAAAUGGCAACGAAGUGCGUUUACACACGCUCGCGUGUAAAACUCGCGUGCCGACGCACGCUUGGAAAUUACGCCAUCCGUGUGCGGCGCCGUGAGGAACUCGAUACAUCCCAGAUUUCCAGGGGUGCAGUGUCUGGGAUGGUUCACUCGGAUGAUUUUCGUAUUUUAACGAACCCGUUGGGUACGGUCUGGGUUGUAUUUGUAUUUGGAAGUUCGAGGUACGAGGUCGAAUUUUAUUAAUUUCGGGGUGGCUGCGUAGGACGAUAUUUUUGGUGGCGAAGGGUGGCAGGGUGAUGCUAGAUUUUCAGGGGUGUAGUGCCAUGGUUCAUUUGGUUGGUUUUCGUAUUUUAAGGGACGCGUUGGAUACAUGAUAUUUUUUGUGGUGAAAGGUGGCAGGGUGUCAUUUUUUCUCAGUUCACAUUAACAGUAUUGACACAGUGAAAGUACAGGGUGUCCCAAAAUAUAAGAUUCGUAGUGCAAGAAUCGUCUAGCAGAAACGAUUUUCAGCAGUACAGUGGUUUUUCGUUCACGGUCAUUAAUGAGGGUGAAGGUACAAUGUUGUUUAUUUUUAUUCAGUAACGAAUGCGCGAUGCAUUCUCGUCUGUAAAAAUUCUUCGACUACAACAGUAGUAGUACACGAGUCGAAGAAUUUGUCAAGCUCGCCGCGUCCUCGAUCCUGUUUGAAAUUUGGAAUGAAAUUUCUCACCGAAGACAAGCUGACAGAUUGAAAAGUGGUAGGGUUAAAGCCGAUGGCGUGCUCGCGUCGACGUUUACUUUGUUCUUUUUCUCUCUCUUUCCUCCCAAUCCGGCCGAACCACGGAAAACCCGACUCGAUUCCUUAUUCCCUACUCCGAUAAAUCAGUGUUUCUCAAGUUGCAUCUUCCCUCCCUUAAAAAAAAAAAAUAAAAUAAAA